AUGACAUGCUCCAAUGAAGCGGAUGAACGCAUAUGCGUACCAGGAGAAGAGUAUUGGAACAACGCGGGUGAUGAUUGCCGGAGUGGUGCCACUACGUCUAGAAUGCCAUUGUCAGACCAGGGAGAUGAGGUUUAUAUUGUGAGAUCCAUGGAAAGCAUAGCGUGGGCAGGCUUAAUCACCUGGACGAACCGGCGAACUGACUUCCGGAUUUGGGUGCCGGCAGGUCCAGGUUCAAACCAAGGCAUAUGGGCGGGGAUCAGUUGUCCUGCUGUGUCGCAGAUCGUUUUUGAAUUCGUAGGGGGCUUGCCACAUCAAUCUGAUAAGACUGCCCACAAAACAGUACGAACAAGCUUUAGGAGGCUGAAUCCAAGACUUCAAAACCCCGCAAACACAUUGAUAUUAGCACGAAGCGAGCCAUACGUCGGGGAAAUGGAGUCUCGGUCCCAAUUUAGCCAAAUGAGGGUACAUCGCGGGUGGGAUAAUGAUGACGUUGACCAUUUGAUUGAUGGAGUGAGCCGAAUCACUCCGAGGUGUGUAAGAAGAGUUCAGCAAGAGAAAACAACUUGGCGUGUGAACAACGGCGCGGUUGAGAAGAUUGCGAUAGAACGGGCAUGCGCGAAAGCGAAGAGGUGGACAGUAAAGCAGGAGCUACGACAAAUGCAUGCUUGCUAUGAAUGUCGCCACUGCAUGACUAGCCUCACCAUUAUCAUCAACAAAUGCAGUCCGAGCUUUAGAAUUCUGAUUUUCAUUGAAUAUUUCAAGACUAAAUCGCAUAUUUUCCUUACAUUACCUUGUACCAACUCACCAAGCACUCCUACGAUACUUCGACUAUUCAUGCUCAUGCUCGGAUCAUAUGGCAAGACCCGUUUCUCACUACUUCAUUUUGCCAUUUAA
Molecule: messenger RNA, 894 nt
Organism: Lindgomyces ingoldianus
Lineage: Eukaryota; Fungi; Ascomycota; Dothideomycetes; Pleosporales; Lindgomycetaceae
Exons: 7
Coding region: 1-894 (297 amino acids)
Source: RefSeq, a predicted model, not a curated record